UGUCCACGCAUUUUACACAGUCAAGUUGGGUUUUUCCCUUCAGAAUGGUCUACCCUUUAUUUUGUAAUGGACGAUGAUACAUUGUGAAGAUAAUUAAACUUUUUUACAGAUUUUGCUUAACUUGUAAUGUUUUUGUAUUACUAGUAUCUGUUCUGAGUUCUUCUAGUUAGACUACCUGAUAUAGGAACUUGUAUUGUGCCCACCUAACUGACCCUACCCAGAGUAUCCUGUUCCAGUCUGAACUAAUAAGCAUCUUCGUUUAAGUUUAUAUUCUGCAAAUAUAUGUUGUCUUGUGUUUUGUAGUGCAUAAUAUAUUCUUUUGGGAACUGCAUCUUUAUUUUCUAUUCAUUUACACUCCUUUUGUACUUAGUUUAAUACUUGUAAAUAUUACCUUUUCAAGGUGGGGCAUUUGUGUCUCGUUUUGGAGCUUACCUAUGCUGUCAAAACUAAUAAAUAUAAAUAUAUUUUGAUUGAUAAGAUUCGUCGUGGCAUGCUCGUUUGGUUGCAUGUAGGAAUCAGUAUCUCCUAGAGGCUAGGAAGUCGUAUUUUCCUUGAAGUUCCAAUUCCUAGGAAAUGGUAAAGUUAAUUUGGUUGAUCAUGGGAAGAAAAAUUUCCCAUGGAAAGUUUUAGUUACCUAGGUCUCCCCUAGGUAAGGAACUUCAUUUUGUGGAGAGUAGAAGUUCUUAAGAAGUGCAACUUCCUACAUCAUUAUCAACCAAAUAACCUGACUAUAUCUUACUUCCUAGAAAGUUCUACUUCUCAUGAAUUAUUAUGUCAACCAAACAACCUCUAAAUAUUAAAAGUGUUUUUGAGUUGAAGAAAAUAGUGCAGAUCUGAAAAGAUGGUUGAAGCCUUGUAAACUUGGCUAUAGCUUAAAACUUUGUGAGCAUUUCAUCAUUAUGUUGAAGUGGGUUAACGUAAGAGGUGCUAAUCCAAUAUGAUCUUUAGAUUUACAAAAUAUCAAUAUUCUUUGAAGAUAUUAAUAUGAUUAUCUCUUUAGUAGUGCUCUCUCGACUUUUGUACUACUUUUUGCUUUUGAUCUGUUGGUGCUUUUUCCCAGUUUAAAAUUUGACUCUGUAACUUAAGGGGUAUUUAUGCUGCAGCAAAUAGUAGCUUUUUAAGGUUUUUACCUCUUCAACACUGCAUUGUUUCGUCGUGUUCUGUUUGGCAUCAUCUUAAGGAAGAUUUUAAUAUUUUAAGGAUUUCUCAUUAGUGCCCACAUGACCCCCUGUGUCACUUUGUGCUUUUGACUGUCUUUUGUCUUUCAUACUAGUCCUUUUUUUUUGUUGCUUUAGAUUUGCACACCUUAUAUGGCACAAACAACACUACUACAAGAUAAGGGUAAGAAAAAGGUCCAGUCCUACAGUGCAGAUUGGUUUUAGAGUUUAGAAGACUUUCCAAGAAGGUUUAUUUCCUUAUCAUAGUGUUACCUAAUUUGUGUUUCGAAAUGGGGUAAAAAAAAUGUUAUUCUUUAAUCUUUACAUAAUGUUGUCAUUAUUAGCUAGCCAAAUAGUCACAUGACCGUUCUUAAAUUUUAAAGCUCAUAUUAGGAUCCUUGCCUUUUACUAGCAGCAUGAAGAGAAUUCAUCUUUGUAAUAAGCUAGUUUAGCUUAGUAGUUUCUCUUGUAAUGAUGGGUUACCCAAAAUUUUUUAGUCCUACAACAAUUUUCUUUUUAGGUGAUUAAACUAUGUCGGAAUUUUGGACAAAGUUCAUUAAACUAUCCUUGAUUUGUGACACUGUGUUUGUUCAGUGUAGCAGCCGAAAUUGUAUUUAAAGGUUAGAUUAACACUCUAGUACACAUUAGCAUUUCCUCUCUCAUCACAUACAUAUAUUACACUCUUAAAGCUCAUCAAUUUUUAAAUCUAGCUAUAAAUUUUUGCUUGUUUAGCUCUUUGAUAAUAUCCACACACCAACUCUCAUUUUUAUGUCUCUCACUUCACACUUGCAUAGCUAAAUCUCUUGGCAAUCUGAUCUGUGAUUGGAGAACUGAAUUAUAAUCAUUUUCUAGCUGGCAUAUUCUAACAACUUUGACAUUGGAUCAACCAAUGACAUCAACUUCCUAAUUUGCUGACGAAAUUAAAAUAAAAAAACUUCGACAAAAAAAAUUCAAAGAUUCUUCACUUUUUUAACUUCUAACUAGCAAUUAUUAGAGACAUGAUCUAAUUCAUGUGAAUUGUUUUAGCAUAGGAUUAGUGAUAUUCUAUAGAUUUCCCAUCAGCAUUCCCCACACACCACUUUCUUUAGUGAAAAGCUUUGUUGCUUUCAUAUUGCUGUGAUAAUGUCUUAUCCUCCUUUCACCUUAAUAUAUAUCUCUGUUCAUCAUCUAUCUUGGGGAACACUUUGACUUGGGCAAACGAGAUAUGUUUCUCGUUAGCACAGCUAUCUUAGCAUGCAUCACUUGGACAUGGCUUUUGCUAGCUUUUCCAUGUACAGUGCAGGCCUCAUUCUCAAAUCCAUCCACCAUGCUUACUGCUGCAAACACCACAAAGCCUGGAUGCCCACGCAUGUGUGGUAACUUGACGAUCCCUUACCCUUUUGGCAUUGGAAAAGAUUGUGCCAUGGGUGAUGAUUAUGUCAUAAAAUGUAUUACUGUAAAUGGUACCACAUAUGCUGUGUAUGUUGAUGAUUCUACAGCAGCUCUAGACAUAUCUGAGACUGAGUUGACACUAACAGCUACUCCAGCGGCUCAAUCUUGCAACUCUGUUGGAACAACAGUUGAGAAUCGGUAUGGCAGCUUUCAUGUCACAGGCAAACCUUAUGCUCUGUCAUCGACUGCCAAUAAGUUUAUUGUCACUGGUUGUCAUCAUUAUGGAUUAAUUGAGGCACAAACAAGGGCUGGUCGGAAAGUUAUUAGUUGUGUGGCCUUGUGUACGAAGGUGGAGGAUUUACUUGACGAAACAUGUUCUGGACUUGGUUGCUGUGAAGCUCAUAUUCCCAAGGGAUUACAAGACUUCAAUGCAAGUUUGGAAAAGAUAGUGUAUAACACAACUGUCUCAUCUGGGAACUGCAGCUAUGCCUUCAUAGCUAAACACUCGAGCAUCAACUUCCGUCGAGCUAUUGAUCUUCUGGACCCCAGAUUUGCUUCUGGGGUGGAAGUCAUGUCAGCUGUACUAGAUUGGUUUAUUGCUAAUGCAACCUGCAGAGUUGCUCAGAGAAACUCAGCUACAUAUGCUUGCCAACAGAAUACAAGUUGCAUUGAUCUUGAUAAGGAUCUCAAUGUCCACGGAUAUCGCUGUAAAUGUUUAUCUGGGUAUGAGGGUAAUCCUUAUCUCAGUCCAGGUUGUACAGACAUUAACGAGUGCAAAGGAUCUAGUAAUCCUUGCUCUGGGAUAUGUAUGAAUACUCCAGGAAGCUAUAAAUGUCAUUGCCCGAAAGGUUAUCGCGGUGAUGGCAGAAAAGAUGGGACUGGUUGUCUGGACAAGAGCUUGUCACUAGCCUUUCCUCUUGGACUUGGCAUAGGCUUGGGAUCUAUACUUUUCAUCUUGGGUGGAUAUUGGCUUUUGAUUGUAGCAAGGAGAAGAAAGAAGACUGUACAAAAGACUAAAAACUUUGAGCGGAAUGGUGGUUUGCUAUUGCAACAACAAAUGUCAUCUACAGAUGGAAUGGUAGAGACAACAAGAGUUUACACUGCAGAUGAACUUGAGAAAGCUACUGAUAACUACAACGAAGACAGAGUGCUCGGUCAGGGAGGCCAGGGUACAGUCUACAAAGGUAUGUUAAGUGAUGGAAACAUUGUUGCUAUAAAGAAAUCCAAGAUAGGAAGUAACAAUCAGUUGCGUCAAUUCAUCAAUGAGGUGGUUAUAUUAUCACAAAUCAACCACAGAAAUAUAGUCAAAUUGUUGGGAUGUUGUUUGGAGACAGAAGUUCCACUACUAGUUUAUGAGUUUGUCCCAAAUGGGACUCUUUCUAUGCACAUUCAUGGUUCUAGGGAAGACUUCCCAAUUACAUGGGAAAUGCGUUUGCAAAUUGCUAUAGAUGUAGCAGGAGCGCUCACUUACUUGCAUUCAGCAUCCUCAAAGCCUAUCUUUCAUAGAGACAUCAAAACCUCCAACAUACUUCUUGAUUUAAAAUACAGAGCAAAGUUAUCAGAUUUUGGGACAUCAAGAACGGUUGAUGUGGAUCAAACUCAUUUAACCACUCGUGUUCAAGGUACAUUUGGGUAUUUAGAUCCUGAAUACUUCCGGUCCAAUCAAUUUACGGAAAAGAGUGAUGUUUAUGGCUUUGGAGUAGUUCUUGUGGAGCUUUUGACAGGGAAGAGAGCAAUUAUUCCCACUGAAUCUCAUAACGGGAUGAGUCUUGUUUCUUGGUUUUUAUCGGCUAUUGAAAAUUCCAACUUGUGUGACAAUUUGGCUGCUCGAGUUGCAAAUGAAGGUACGGAAGAUACGAUCCUUGCCGUUGCCUACCUUGCUAAAAGGUGUCUGAACAUGGAUGGGAAGCAAAGGCCAACAAUGAGGGAAGUUGCUGUAGAGUUAGAGAUGAUCAGUCAACUUCAUCAUGCGCCUGUUUCAGCUCAAAAGAACCUCCCAAAGGUCAGUGUGAAGACAUUAGCAGAGAUUACAGAUUGUCCAAGUGAUUAUCCUUUGCCUCCAUACACAUCUUGCACAGAAGAAGAUUGGUCUUUGCCUUCGAACUGGUCUACAGCUUCUGCAAUUCAACAAUACACUUUCAAUAAAAGCUCAUGAUGACACGUGGUCUGUUCUAAACUCCACUGUUAACACCUAGAAUUUUUCGCUGUUUUCAUAUCAAUUGUAUUUCUAGUGAUUAUGUCACAACUAGAGAAUCCAUGCACUAGCUGAGCUGCUAAGUUUUGUUUGUUAUUUUACUUUUUGGUUCAUAUGGUGUUCGAUUGAUCAGCAAUUCUGCUCUGUGCUACUUGUAUAUGAAGUCUGAACUAUUAAUCCAUUAGUAUCAUUUAAGAAGUUUUGUGCAAA
This is a messenger RNA of Beta vulgaris subsp. vulgaris (sugar beet), 4932 nucleotides long. Its product is annotated as wall-associated receptor kinase-like 6. The record is from RefSeq and is a predicted model, not a curated record. Gene Ontology annotation, molecular function: calcium ion binding; ATP binding; protein serine/threonine kinase activity. The transcript has 3 exons. Gene Ontology annotation, biological process: protein phosphorylation; cell surface receptor signaling pathway. Gene Ontology annotation, cellular component: plasma membrane. NCBI's taxonomy places the organism in Eukaryota, Viridiplantae, Streptophyta, Magnoliopsida, Caryophyllales, Amaranthaceae. The coding region runs from base 2362 to 4683 and encodes 773 amino acids.